AUGCUGUCAACAGUGAGGGCCCUUCCCAGGGCAUGCAAGGUGAAUGCCGGCUUCAAAACCGCUCAAAGGCUUCGAGGCCUGGCUACCGUCACAGACUCCCCUCUGGACAAGAAGGUCAACCAGAAUAACUGGGAAAAGGGAAGCUACAUUAACUACAAGAAGAUGAGCGAGAACCUCAGCAUUGUCCGACGGAGGCUGAACAACAAGCCACUCACACUUGCCGAGAAGGUCAUCUAUUCGCAUCUUGACGAACCAGAGACCCAGGAAAUCGAACGUGGAAAGUCUUACUUGAAGUUGCGACCCGAUCGAGUAGCUUGCCAGGAUGCGACUGCUCAGAUGGCCAUUCUGCAGUUCAUGAGCGCCGGAAUGGAUCAGGUCCAAACUCCAUCCACUGUCCACUGUGAUCAUUUGAUCGAGGCCCAGCUUGGAGGUGCUAAGGAUUUGAGCCGUGCUGAGGAUAUUAACAAAGAGGUUUACAAUUUCUUGUCGACUGCUUGCGCAAAAUACAACAUCGGUUUCUGGAAGCCAGGUUCUGGUAUCAUUCAUCAGAUCGUUCUUGAAAACUAUGCUUUCCCAGGUGCUCUCCUCAUCGGUACUGACUCUCACACCCCCAAUGCCGGUGGUCUCGGUAUGGCUGCUAUCGGUGUCGGUGGUGCCGACGCUGUCGACGUUAUGGCUGGUCUCCCAUGGGAACUUAAGGCUCCAAAGGUUAUCGGUGUCAAGCUUACUGGCCAGCUGAGCGGCUGGACUGCUCCUAAGGACAUUAUCUUGAAGGUCGCUGGUAUCCUCACCGUCAAGGGUGGUACCGGUGCCAUCGUCGAAUACCACGGACCCGGUACUGAAUCCUUGUCUUGCACUGGUAUGGGAACUAUCUGCAACAUGGGUGCUGAAAUCGGUGCCACCACCUCCAUCUUCCCCUUCAACGACCGCAUGUACGACUACCUCAAGGCUACCAAGAGACAGGCUAUUGGUGACUUCGCCCGUGCCUACUCCCACGAACUCCGUGAAGACGAAGGUGCCGAGUACGACCAAUUGAUUGAGAUCAACCUUUCUGAGCUCGAACCCCACGUCAACGGACCAUUCACCCCAGAUCUUGCUACCCCAAUCUCCAAGCUCAAGGAUGUUGCCGUUAAGGAAGGCUGGCCCACUGAUGUCAAGGUCGCCCUCAUUGGUUCUUGCACAAACUCCUCCUACGAAGAUAUGUCCCGAUCUGCCUCCAUCAUCCAGGAUGCCCUUGACCACGGUAUCAAGGCGAAGUCUCUGUACACUGUUACACCCGGAUCCGAACAGAUCCGUGCCACCAUUGCUCGUGACGGACAGCUCCAGACCUUCGAGGAAUUCGGCGGUAUGGUCUUGGCCAACGCUUGCGGUCCAUGCAUCGGUCAAUGGGAUCGUCGUGACGUCAAGAAGGGUGAAGCCAACACCAUUGUCUCCUCCUACAACCGUAACUUCACCGGACGUAACGAUGCCAACCCUGCCACCCACGCCUUCGUCACCUCACCAGAUCUGACAACCGCCUUCGCCAUCGCUGGUGAUCUCCGAUUCAACCCCCUCACUGAUAAGCUCAAGGACAAGGAUGGCAAUGAGUUCUUGCUCAAGCCACCAACCGGUAUUGCUCUUCCAGAGCGUGGCUACGACCCUGGCCAAGAUACCUACCAGGCCCCACCAGCCGACCGCUCCACCGUCGAAGUCCAGGUCGCCCCUACCUCCGACCGUCUCCAGAAGCUUUCUCCAUUCGACGCAUGGGAUGGCAAGGAUGCCACUGAUGUUCCAAUUCUCAUCAAGUGCCAGGGCAAGACCACCACCGACCACAUCUCUAUGGCCGGUCCAUGGCUCAAGUACCGUGGCCACUUGGACAACAUCUCCAACAACAUGUUGAUCGGUGCCAUCAACGCCGAGAACGAGAAGGCCAACUCCAUCAAGAACAUCUUCACUGGUGAAUUCGAUGCCGUCCCAGCUACCGCUCGCGACUACAAGGCCAGAGGCGUCAAGUGGGCCGUCGUUGGUGACUGGAACUACGGUGAGGGUUCUUCCCGUGAGCACGCCGCUCUUGAGCCCAGACAUCUUGGUGGUCUUGCCAUCAUCACCAAGUCCUUCGCCCGUAUCCACGAGACCAACUUGAAGAAGCAGGGUAUGCUUCCUCUCACCUUUGAGAACCCAGAGGACUACGACAAGAUCAAGACCGACGACAAGCUUGACAUGGAACUCAGCAACCUCAAGGUCGGCGAGCCACUCAAGGUUACCUUCAAGUCCACCGACGGCAAGUCGUGGAGCACCAACCUCCUCCACACUUUCAACGAGGGCCAGCUCGAAUGGUUCCGAAACGGUUCUGCAUUGAACACCAUGGCCAAGAAGGCUAAGGAAGCUGCUGCUUCCGCGUAA
Messenger RNA from Orbilia oligospora ATCC 24927, 2382 nucleotides. RefSeq lists its product as uncharacterized. Gene Ontology annotation, molecular function: aconitate hydratase activity; 4 iron, 4 sulfur cluster binding. Gene Ontology annotation, biological process: tricarboxylic acid cycle. The transcript is spliced from 8 exons. Lineage: Eukaryota; Fungi; Ascomycota; Orbiliomycetes; Orbiliales; Orbiliaceae. The record is from RefSeq and is a predicted model, not a curated record. Bases 1 to 2382 code for a protein of 793 amino acids. Gene Ontology annotation, cellular component: cytosol; mitochondrion.